Messenger RNA from Antechinus flavipes (yellow-footed antechinus), 4589 nucleotides. It is a transcript of the gene WHRN, whose product is annotated as whirlin. The record is from RefSeq and is a predicted model, not a curated record. Gene Ontology annotation, cellular component: photoreceptor inner segment; stereocilia ankle link complex; plasma membrane. The transcript is spliced from 13 exons. Bases 525 to 3473 code for a protein of 982 amino acids. Gene Ontology annotation, biological process: sensory perception of sound; auditory receptor cell stereocilium organization. Gene Ontology annotation, molecular function: protein binding. NCBI's taxonomy places the organism in Eukaryota, Metazoa, Chordata, Mammalia, Dasyuromorphia, Dasyuridae.
GCUAAGACGUAGGAACAAGCUGGAAGCAGAGGCUGGCGCUGGAGCUCGGGGGGCGGGGAGCUCAACAGUUAGCAAAAGUGCUCCGCUGCCGACCUGGGGAGCUGGCGAGCUCCGGAGCGGCCUCCGAACAGCUUCUCCUGCUCUUGGGACAGCUCUAGGGCACUUCGGGCGCUGGUCCCCCGUUGCACUUUGGAGGCGGGGAUCCCUCCCUCCACUUUUCUCCAAUUUUGCAUUGCGAGGGACCUUUCGCUGGGUACGGUUCUGGGCUCCGGACAUGCCCCAAGAUCUUUUUUUGACAGUUCGGGGCUCGCCCAACCUGCCUUGCCCGGGGUUUCGGGAGUAAAGUCCUCGAUUGAGGUGGUGGGGGUCCCCCAGGCCAGGGAGAAGAAGUGGCCUGGCUGGGGGAGCCCGAGGAUACUCUGACUUGGCAGGGGGCGGAGGAGGUCCGGAGCUGCAAAAUCCCCAUUUUCAUUCCCAUCAAGCCGCCAGGGCUCCCUGCUUCAUUGCAAACCUGAGGUCGGGAGAUGAGCACCCAGCUGGACCGCCUGUCGGUGACCUCGUCCUCCACCGGCUCUCUGGGCUCGGCUGCCGGGGCGGCGGCCGGCUCGGCUGGCAGCGGGCUUCGGCUGCUGUCGGGCAACGUGCGCAAGCUGCACCAUGCACUCAACUUGCUGCUGAGCGAUGCGGAGCGGGAGCAGUUUACCCAUUGCCUGAAUGCUUACCACUCGCGGAGGAAUGUCUACGACCUGGUGCGGACCCUGCGCCUGCUGCUUGACAGCCCCGACAAGCGGCAGCUGCUCCCCAUGCUGCGCCUGGUCAUCCCGCGCUCCGACCAGCUGCUCUUCGACCAGUACACGUCUGAGGGGCCCUACCUCAAGUCUCACCUCGUAUCGGCCCCCGGGGGCACCAACGGGGCCGGCCCGGGGCUGCUGGACGGUGCGGCCGCUGCCUCUCCUCCUCCUGCCGCCUACUGGCUCCCGCAGCCCCAGUCACUGUCCAGCCGACCGUCCCAAGUGGACUUCGGCCCUGGCCCCGAGGGGGCGCCUCUGGAGGAGCUGCGUGGGGAGGUCCGACUCGUGAGUCUCAGGAGAAGUAAGACCAACGAGGGUCUCGGCUUCAGUAUCCGAGGUGGCUCUGAGCACGGCGUGGGAAUUUACGUGUCCCUUGUGGAACCAGGUUCCCUGGCGGAGAAGGAAGGGCUAAGGGUGGGUGACCAGAUCCUAAGAGUAAACGACAAGUCUUUGGGCCGAGUGACCCAUGCUGAGGCAGUCAAGGCACUGAAAGGGUCCAAGAAGCUAAUCUUGUCUGUGCAUUCUGUCGGGCGCAUCCCAGGGGGCUACGUUACCAACCACAUCUAUACUUGGGUAGAUCCUCAUGGCCGAAGUAUCUCUCCCCCUGGGGGGCUUCCCCAGCACCACAGCAGCUCCCUCCGGAGACAGGAAGGAGAGAGGAGGAGUAUCCUGCAGUUUCUUCCAGAGGGAGAUGAGAAAAAGGUAAACUUGGUACUUGGUGAAGGAAGGUCUCUGGGCCUCAUGAUACGAGGAGGAGCCGAAUAUGCUUUGGGGAUUUAUAUCACUGGUGUGGAUCCAGGGUCCGAAGCGGAAAGCGGUGGUCUCAAGGUCGGGGACCAGAUUCUGGAAGUCAACGGGAGGAGUUUCUUGAACAUUCCCCAUGAUGAAGCUGUCAAGCUGCUGAAAUCAUCAAAGCAUCUCAUCAUGACAGUGAAGGAUGUGGGGAGGCUGCCCCAUGCCCGAACCACUGUGGAUGAGACCAAAUGGAUUGCCAGCUCCCGGAUUGAAGAAACGUUGGUGAACUCAUCAGGGAUACCUGGGGAUCUCACAGGAGAAGCAACAGCAAAGCUGGGAUUCUACAAGGGGCCAGCCAGGUCCCAGGUUACCCUGAGCAGCAUGGUCAACCAGACCCGGGUCGUCUUAGAGGAGCAAGCCCGGCAUCUGCUGAAUGAACAGGAGAGAGCAACCAUGGGCUAUUACCUGGAUGAGUACAAGGAAAAUAACAUCCAUGUGGAUGCCCUCAUCAUGGCUCUGUUCGAGCUACUCAACACCCAAGCCAAGUUUUCCCUUCUCUCUGAGGUGAGGGGGCUGAUCUCCCCCCAUGACCUCGAUCGCUUUGACAACAUGGUGCUGAAACGGGAGAUUGAGUCCAUGAAGGCCCGGCAGCCAUCCUGCACUGGCACGGAUGCUUAUUCUGUGGUGUCUUACAGUGACACUGGUUCCUCCUCUGGGAGCCACGUCACUUCGACCACGGUCAGCUCCGCUCGAGAGCGGCUCUUGUGGUUAAUAGACCUAAUGGAGAAUACUCUGGACCUUGAAGAGACUGGAGAAGUAAUCCAAGGCAGUAUCAAUGCUUUACCAGAUGUUUCCCUGGACGAUAUCGCCUCUCUUUCCGAAGCUUCGCCCAACUUCAAGCCUCCGCCACCACCUCCUUCAGCUCAGUCCCUUGAUUCUUCUGUUCCCCAACAGAGAAAGACUGGGAAAGACCACCCCAAACGACCUUCGUCAGAGUCUUCUCAAUCGGGGCUUUUCUUCACCGCGCCCCGCAACCUCAGCCCACCGCCUGGCCAACCAGGGCCCAGCACCCCCUCCCCCGGAGCCACUUCCUCCACCCAGGGUUCUCUUGCCAGCCCCAUCUAUGCCACAAUUUCUCCAGCCAAUCAUAGCUCGAAGAGACCGAUGGAUGCACAUCUGUCGUUUGUCAACCAGCACCCCAUCGGCCCCUUCCCAAGGGUCCAGUCCCCCACUCAUCUGAAAGGCAUGUCCCCUGAAGCUUCCUCGGGAAGCAGCCUCCCCAGUCCUCCUCUCCCCUCUCCUCCGGCUGUCCCCAUAGCCCCUGAUAAGGCCAGCCCCAAGUCAGGAACAAAUCAUCACUUUGUCAUGGUGGAAGUGCACCGGCCAAACAGUGAGCCAGAUGUGAACGAAGUGAGGGCCUUGCCACAGACUCGAGCUGUUCUCCCGCUAUCGCCCCCAGCAGCUUCUACCCUUUCCCAGCUGUCAGACAGUGGGCAGACCCUCAGUGAGGACAGCGGCGUGGACACCGGGGAGGCGGAGGCCAGCAGCAAGGACCGAGGCCGACAGCAGCCGUCCACGAAGGGCAGAGGCGGCAAGGACCUCCCCCGGAAUGAGGGGGCAGCAGAGGCAGCCGCCAAACCGCCUGGCCUCCUGGAGCCCACGUCCUCUCUGAUCCGCGUGAUGAAGAGCGCCGCCACCUUGGGCAUUGCUAUUGAAGGGGGUGCUAACACGCGACAGCCCCUGCCGCGGAUUGUCACCAUCCAGAGAGGCGGCUCCGCCCACAACUGUGGGAAGCUGAAGGUGGGUCACGUCAUCCUGGAGGUGAAUGGCGUGGCGAUGCGGGGCAAGGAGCACCGGGAGGCUGCCCGCAUCAUCGCUGAAGCCUUCAAGAUGAAGGACCGCGACUACGUGGACUUCCUGGUUACUGAGUUCAAUGUGAUGCUUUAGGGGAAGGACGCCCAGAGCCAAGUGGAAAGAUGGUCCCAGGGAGAGUGCCCAGGAUCCGGUAGCUGAGUCCAGCGGAGGCGCUGAGGAUUGCGUGGUUCUGCCCCAGAUCCACAUCAGACGCUCCUUCCCAGAUCUCCUAGUGCCCCCUCCCUCUCCCAGGCUGGCUCUGGCAAGGUGACCGUGACAUGCCCCUUCCAUCCAGCCUGACCCCCAGCCCAGAUUAGGACCUGUUGACUCUCCUUGCCCUCAGGGAGGGUCCUGUUCCUGGGCACACGGUCAGCCUGGCUGCUGGCAGACAGACAGACAGACAAACAGACAAACAGAUCUUAGCAUCCCCUGGCCUAGCAGUCAGCCCCAACAGAGCUCAGAGUGCCGGAAGGAAGAUGGGGAAGUAGGAAAGGAUGUAGAAAAAGACCCAAGGGGAGGGGAAGAAAGAACUCCAAGGAAAGAGCAGAAAAGGAGGCAGGAGAAGUUUAAGCUUUUGCUCAUCCUUCCCCUGACCUGUUUACAGUUAUCACUACUUGGCUCCACCUCUGUGUUAAGGAACAUUUCUUGUCUUUACCAUAUGUGCAGCUCCGUUGUCCUUUCCCUUCACCGUGAACCCUUCUUAAUCCCUUCUGAGUCAGGUCAGAUGCUCUCCUUACCUACCUGCUCUGGUCUCUUCCCCAUGUUCCUCCAUCAUCCUCUUUGAAGAGAGGAUUAUAUCCCAUCUACCCAGAAGAGCUUGGCUCCCUUCAAUAUCCCUUCUCCUUCCCUCUAAGAAACAGUUAGCCAGAGCAGGGGUGAAGAGAGAGCUCUGGGGCCCUGGCUGCUGGAGGAUGUCCCAGGAAAUGCCCUACAGCAAUCUUAGUGCCACAGACUGGGUGGGCAGCAAGUGCCCUCCUGCCCUGGCUGUUUGUUCCACCCAGCUUACUUCUCUGCUCUCUUAUUUAUUAUUUAUUUUCUAGCCUGUCAGCCAUGGAUCCCAAGCUCCCCUCCUUUCCAGCAGCUAUCCUGUCUGGUCACCCUGUGCACAGCCUAACAAUGGAUGCCUUGUAAAUGGCCAGCAAUGUCAGUGUAUUUAUAUAAAGAGCUUGUGACUUUAAUUUUUCAAUAAAUCUAACAUGUUAGGAAAAA